UAAAGUUUAGUGAUCAAUUUUUAUUUAUCAUUUUUUUUUCUCAUUUAAAGUACUAAAGCCAACGGUAUGCCAAAUACGGGUCAAAAUGUUGAGCCUGCGGGAAAAUAUUUCUCAAACCGCCGUCCCUUCCCUCAAAGCUCAUCCAAAACGGUCCUCCCUCCACCACUCCGCCACCGCUCCGCCGCCGCAUCCUGAACCCACCGCCAUCGCCAAAUUAAUCCUCAAAACGGACAAUUCAGAAACUAUAACCCGAAACCUCCACACCCUUACCAAUUGGACUCCCCAUUUAGUCCACACAGUUCUCAAACGCCUCUGGAACCACGGCCCCAAAGCCCUCCAAUUUUUCAACAUAUUAGACACUCACCCUUUCUACGCGCACUCCGCUACUGGUUUCGACCACGCCAUUGACAUCGCGGCUCGGCUGCGAGACUACAAGACCGUCUGGGCUCUCGUGGCCCGUAUGAGAUCCCGGAAACUUGGCCCGUCACCGAAAACAUUUGCGAUUAUUGCCGAAAGAUAUGUCUCUUCUGGGAAGGCUGAUAAGGCUGUUAAAGUAUUUUUAUCGAUGCACGAACAUGGUUGCUCACAGAAUUUGAAUUCAUUCAAUGCAUUUCUUGAUGUUUUAUGCAAAUCAAAGCGAGCUGAGAUGGCUUAUAAGCUGUUCAAUAUUUUUCGGGGUAGGUUUAGAGCUGACACAGUUAGUUAUAAUAUAAUUGCUAAUGGGUUUUGCUUGAAGAAGCAAACACCGAGAGCAUUGGAAGUUUUGAAAGAAAUGGUAGAGAGAGGUUUGGUACCUACACUAACGACGUAUAACAUAAUGCUCAAGGGGUAUUUUAGAGCGGGGCAAAUAGAAGAAGCAUGGGGAUUUUUCUUGCAAAUGAAGAGGAGAAAGGUUGGCAUUGAUGUCGUGACUUAUACUACAGUGGUUCACGGGCUUGGUGUCGUUGGGGAAGUUGAGAAGGCUCGGAAAGUGUUUGAUGAGAUGAUUGGGGCCGGAGUGCUCCCCUCGGUGGCAACUUUCAAUGCCUUGAUUCAAGUUUUGUGUAAGAAAGAUAAUGUGGAAAAUGCCAUCAUAGUGUUUGAAGAAAUGCUGAGGAAGGGUUACACCCCAAACGUGACGACGUAUAAUGUGGUUAUUAGAGGAUUGUGUCAUGCAGGGAAUAUGGAUAGGGCAAUUGAAUAUAUGGAUAAAAUGAAAGAUGACAACUGUAAGCCAAUUGUUCAAACAUAUAAUGUUGUCAUUAGGUACUAUUGUGACGAUGGAGAAAUUGAGAAGGCUUUGGCGAUGUUUGAGAGGAUGACUGGUGGGAGUUGUUUGCCCAACUUGGAUACUUACAAUAUCUUGAUCAGUGUGAUGUUCGUGAGGAAACGAUCAGAUGAUUUGUUGGUUGCAGGUAAGUUGUUGAUAGAAAUGGUUGACAGAGGAUUCUUGCCUCGGAAAUUUACCUUCAAUCGGGUUCUAAAUGGACUUCUGCUAACUGGUAAUCAAGGCUUUGCAAAGGAGAUUUUGAGCCUACAGAGUAGAUGUGGCCGUCUUCCUCGUCAUUUCAGAUUGUGAAGCCCAUUAUCGAUCAUUUUAGCUGGAAGCACAAGAAUUUGGCUUUCUGUAUUGGAUUGAUAUAAUAUCACAUUCUUGCAUUUGUUUGUGGUAAUACCAAUAUGAAAGUUAUGGGCAUCGUGUACGGGGCUUUAAAAUAGAAUUGUGUGUGCUAUCGAGAUAACGUCUUUGAUGUGGCGGCUUAUGGCUAUCUCCACCUGAUCUAAUGGUGGUCUUACUAUGUUGUUUUGAUCAAGGAGCUCGGACAUUGUUGAAACAUCAAGCGUGACUAUUUCUUCUCGUCAUGUCAGCCGCAUUAAUGUCCCUUUAUGUAGCAUGAUGCCAUUGGCUAGUUUCUUUGCGUUCUGCAUUAACACAGUUGCCAUACAAUAUCCAUCUCACAAUAUAAUAAUAGCCAAAGAUUUAUGUAGAGAUUCUCCAUUUUUUUCAAACACUUUUCAAAUCAUAGAAUUAUAUUUCUAACUUAUGUAAUUGAAUGUAAACCAGUUUGGAUAAAUGUGGAUAACUUCACUGCACUUUGCUUUUCGUUUGUUGCACGUGCCUUUUCCGUUUUGUUUUUCAUUUUUGUUUUAUGCAGGCAGUUCACUGAACUAUCAGGCGGUUAAAGUCAAGUUCAAAAUUUUGUUGAGUGCAAUUGGUCUUUAUCGAAGUGAUCCUAAACUGUUGUUAUCGUGGCACUCGAGGACCCACCUAGCCAACGUGGCAAAAGAAAGUCAAGAAGCUGACCAUGUUGAAGUACCAGUGGUGAGCCUCAGCACGGGCAAAGAGCUCAGACUAGGAUGUUUUGGUCAAGCUCAUACAGCCCAAGAUAAGAGAGGCGUCAAGUGAAACAACUAGUAGCAAGUGUGGAGAGUUCGACGCUGACGAGAAGUUGACCUAGUAAGGCACUUGACAUCAGAUUGAAGAGCUCAACCCAGCCUCAUGACAAGGCAGAGAGCUCGGUCACCGUGAAGAAUACCACCUUAGCCUCCAGAGUGGCCAAGUCUGUCUAUAAAAGCAACCAACUUGGCAGAUCCAUCACAAUCCAUGAAGAUGUUAGCUUGGCAACAAUAUACGACAAUACACUUUCUCAACAUUGAUAGCACUCAUGUUUUUGGUGGUUCACAAGGGGAAACAUGCUAACACUUAUUUUUCCAAUGCACUUUCUCCUUUCAUGUUCGGAAGAAUAUUUAGAUUGAAUAAACAUGGGCUCUUUCGAAGUCUCAAUUUUUUUCUU
This is a messenger RNA of Olea europaea var. sylvestris, 2774 nucleotides long. Its product is annotated as pentatricopeptide repeat-containing protein At1g74900, mitochondrial. Gene Ontology annotation, molecular function: protein binding. The record is from RefSeq and is a predicted model, not a curated record. Lineage: Eukaryota; Viridiplantae; Streptophyta; Magnoliopsida; Lamiales; Oleaceae. The coding region runs from base 86 to 1558 and encodes 490 amino acids. The transcript has 2 exons.